UGGAAAUUGGAAUACAGUCUCCGUCGUGAGUGAUAGGCGGAAAUUUAUAGCAAUGGCUGCAGAAGCCAAGACUAAAAUAACCCACGAGUGUGAUAUGGUUGCUUAUACCCCCCUUUCAGAUCGGCGUUAAUGGACCUAGGGAAAAUAUAAGGCCACCAUGCUCGAUUUUACAUGGUAGGUAGUAGUAUGCGAAAGAGGGGAAGGGCGUAGGAAACAUACAAACGAGACAGCUGUUCAUCAGGCGUGAUAAUUUGGUUAUCAGAACAACCCAAGUCACAACUGUUGUUUAACCUAUAUACACGAUCAACUCGUCCACUUCAACAAGAUGCCUGGAGAUGACUUCAGCGAUCUCGCCGGGAAAGUUGCUAUCGUCACGGGAAGUGGUCGGCCCAACGGAAUCGGAGCCGCAAUCGCCAGAACACUAGCACGCAAUGGUGUUUCUGUGACCAUCAACUACGUCUCCGAGAGAUCUGCUAAGCCGGCGGAAGACUUAGCCCAGUCGAUCCGGGACGAGUACAAGGUCGGCGUAGCUGUAGUCCAUCAGGAUGUGUCGAGUCCGGAAGGCGCUCAACGAAUUGUUGCGGAGACGAUGAAGCAGCUAGGGGUGGACCAUAUUGACAUUCUCGUCAAUAACGCAGGACUCACACGUCCUGGUCCACUCCUGGAGGCCACAGUCGCAGAUAUUGAGAAGCAAUUCUCUGUCUUGGUGUACGGCCCGCUGUACUUAACCCAGGCGGUGGUUGGCCUGGGCAAGAUGCCGAAAGGAGGCAGGAUUAUCAAUAUCGGAAGUAUAGGCUCGAGGACAUUUCCAGUCGCCCUACCCGUCUAUGCAGCGGCCAAAUCAGCUUUGGACAUCCUAACUGUGCUUUGGGCUGGCGAGCUCGGCCGUACUCAUGGGAUCACGGUAAACACGGUAGCACCGGGCCCAAUCGCCACCGAUCUAGUCGACAAGACACCGGAGACGGCCUCGGAACUGGUCGUCCAGCAGCGAGGUUCCGAUCGCAUUGGGGAACCACAACAUAUGGCUGACGUAGUGCUACUGAUAGCGUCAGAGAAGAGCCGUUGGCUAACUGCGAAGUAUAUUGCUGUAGAUGCUGGUAUUCUUGGAAAUUGCUGAGCCCUGAAGAGCCGGAAGUAAAGGGGGAUUAUAAUCCAUUUUUAUGUAUUCAGUCUCCGCUCCGCUCUUAGCGU
Annulohypoxylon maeteangense is the source of this 1191-nucleotide messenger RNA. Its product is annotated as putative short-chain dehydrogenase. Gene Ontology annotation, molecular function: oxidoreductase activity. The coding region runs from base 326 to 1117 and encodes 263 amino acids. Lineage: Eukaryota; Fungi; Ascomycota; Sordariomycetes; Xylariales; Hypoxylaceae. The record is from RefSeq and is a predicted model, not a curated record. The transcript has 4 exons.